GUGGUGGGAGAGCAUCUUACAACAAAACCCUAACAUUUCCCGUAAAACCCUCAAGAGUCGUCGCGAGAGAUCCGUGCUCCGGCAAUCGAUUUGUUCUGGUCUCCGUGCUUUAGGGAUUCCUCCUGUUUGCUCUCUUUCUUCUCUUCUUCCCAUCCGUUUUACCCUUUCUUUGUUUCUCUUCGUAUCAUCCUGAAAUGGAAGCCCUCUGCAGAAGUGAGAGCAGUGGAAUUGCUCUCGAUUUAGUUUUGAUGUCUGUGAUUGAAUCUACGGCGAUGGAAAUGGUUUUGGAAGCUGGAAAGUUUCUAUUUUGGCUUCUAUGUGUGAUUGAAUCUACACAUAAUGGAGCAGACUUAUUUGGCGGAGGAUGCGAGAUAAUCAAAGGGUUUCCCCUAUCAUCUCUAAGGAGGAUCAAAGGUGAAUCUAUGCCCGAGAACAAGGACGAUGGCGAGUCAGAUGAGGAUGAUGAGGAUGAGGAUGACGAGGAUGGUGGGGAGCAAGAUGAUGAUGGUGGUGAAGAAGAUUACUCCGGCGAAGAAGGGAAUGAAGAGGACGAUGAAGAGGAUGAACUUGAGCCGAAUGGCGCUGGUGCAGGCGGAGCUGGUGCAGGCGGAGGAAGUGAUGAUGAUGAGGACGAUGAUGAUGAAGAUGAUGAGGAGGAUGGUGAGGACGAGGAUGAAGAGGACGACGAAGAGGAUGAGGAAGACCAACCUCCUCCUAAGAAGAGGAGGUGAUCUAGUGACCAUGUUAAAUGGCUCCAUCACCAUUAGCUCUUCCCCAUGCGCAAGGAAUUGUCAUUGUGGCUGUUGUUGUUAGAUUAAGGUUUUUUGUGGCUUUGCCUUAGAUUAGGAUAAGUUAUUCACAUUUGGGGCGGUACUUUUAUCAUCUAUCUGACUUCUUUGUAGUUUAUGCUCCUUAUUUAAGUUUUUAUCUUGAUGAUUUUAUAAGACUAUUGGGUAAUGGAUGCAUGUCUUGUUUUCAUUAUUUUAUCCA
This is a messenger RNA of Dendrobium catenatum, 990 nucleotides long. Its product is annotated as nucleolin. The transcript is spliced from 3 exons. The record is from RefSeq and is a predicted model, not a curated record. Bases 195 to 731 code for a protein of 178 amino acids. NCBI's taxonomy places the organism in Eukaryota, Viridiplantae, Streptophyta, Magnoliopsida, Asparagales, Orchidaceae.